Messenger RNA from Anarrhichthys ocellatus (wolf-eel), 1375 nucleotides. RefSeq names its product solute carrier family 25 member 36-A. Gene Ontology annotation, cellular component: mitochondrion. The record is from RefSeq and is a predicted model, not a curated record. The coding region runs from base 419 to 1354 and encodes 311 amino acids. Gene Ontology annotation, molecular function: pyrimidine nucleotide transmembrane transporter activity. The transcript has 7 exons. NCBI's taxonomy places the organism in Eukaryota, Metazoa, Chordata, Actinopteri, Perciformes, Anarhichadidae. Gene Ontology annotation, biological process: pyrimidine nucleotide import into mitochondrion.
ACUUGAGGGGCUUCCAGAUAGAGAGAGGCAGGGCACGUCAACGUGACUGAGGGCAGGCCGAGUAGCUCACACACAGUUGUUAUCGCUGCAGGAUUGGAGUUAUACUCACUCAACGUCAGAUAUACGCACGGUGAAGAAGCACUACUCCGUUUUAAAACGAGAGGCAAACAUGGCGCUCUGACAUCGACUUUUAAAUACCGGAAACCAGUUAGCCUUGGCUGUUGACGCUAGCUAGCUAACUUAGCUGUUACAUACCCUGGUUUUUUUUCUUUUGACUGACCUCCACCACAACACAGGCGUACCGUGUAUCGUUUGCAUGCUAGGUUUGGGGGUCACCAUUCUCCUGUGUCCUCCACGUGCGCUCCCGUUUGUCCCUCGUGUGGCUGCCCGCGUGGACGGUUCCCGAAUAUGAUCCACAAUGAGUCAAAGAGACACCUUGGUUCAUCUGUUUGCUGGAGGAUGUGGGGGCACGGUAGGAGCCAUAUUGACGUGUCCGCUGGAAGUAGUGAAGACCCGUCUGCAGUCAUCCUCGAUCACCCUCUAUGUGUCUGAGGUCCAGCUCAGUACCGUCAACGGGGCCAGUGUGGCCCGCAUGUCGCCGCCGGGGCCCCUGCACUGCCUCAAGUUGAUAUUGGAGAAAGAAGGACCUCGUUCUCUCUUCAGGGGCUUGGGGCCAAACUUGGUGGGUGUGGCACCUUCCAGAGCGAUCUACUUUGCUGCCUACUCCACUGCCAAAGAGAAACUGAACGGUGUGUUGGAGCCCGACUCCACACAGGUGCACAUGGUGUCGGCAGGAAUGGCAGGUUUUACAGCCAUCACAGCAACCAAUCCAAUAUGGCUCAUAAAGACCCGCCUCCAGCUGGAUGCGAGGAACCGAGGUGAGCGGCGGAUGAGCGCGUUCGAGUGCGUGCGGCGGGUCUACAAGACGGACGGCUUGCGAGGCUUCUACCGGGGAAUGUCGGCGUCCUACGCCGGCAUCUCAGAGACUGUGAUCCACUUUGUGAUCUAUGAGAACAUCAAGCGGCGCCUCCUGGAGGCCAAGGCGCCGCAGAACAUGGACGAGGAGGAGGAGACGUCCAAAGACGCUUCGGACUUUAUCGGGAUGAUGCUUGCCGCGGCCACCUCCAAGACCUGUGCCACAUCUAUCGCUUAUCCUCACGAAGUAAUCCGCACCCGGCUACGCGAGGAGGGCACCAAGUACAACUCCUUCUUCCAGACUCUGACCACGGUGCCCCGGGAGGAGGGCUACCGCGCGCUGUACCGCGGCCUCACCACCCACCUGGUGCGACAGAUCCCCAACACCGCCAUCAUGAUGUGCACCUACGAGCUGGUGGUCUACCUCCUGAACGGUUAAACGCCUUCCCUUUCCCCCCCC